AGUACAAGGAGAGUUUUGCAACCCAGGGUCUGAGGAUCUGUUGCAUGGCCUUGUCAUUAACAAAAAGCAGCAAGAGUGGGAGGUCGUGGAGCUCUUCUCAUCUCUGUGCAUGAUGAGAAGGUCCCAACAGCAGAGAGAACCUACAGCACUCAUGCUUUGCAGGGCUCUGCUUGCACUCACUGCUCUCCUCUGGAUUAUUGUUUUGUUUUGCUGAAGACACCAAUGGAGGAUUGAAAAGGAGAAUCUGCAAGGAUUAACUUUGCAACUAUUUUUAAUUAUUAUUUUAAAUCAAGCUUUUUUUUAUUGAAGUUGUUUUUUUAUUCAUCAUCUCAUCUGUAUGAGAUUUUCUUCAACUGGAAUAAUGCCUUCGUGCUGGAGUGGAAGCUCCUGGUUUCCUGUUGUCGUGUUUGGUGCUGCCCUGGUUGUUUUUACUGCUGGUAAUGCUGGACCGAACCAGGACAGGAGGCAGGCUGGGUCAUCCUCAUGCUUUGGAGGCUUUGAUCUUUACUUUGUUUUGGACAAUGUCUGCUCUGCCCUUUCUCCAUUACGUCCAGAUGUUCCAGUGUUUCAGCCUGUUGGCUGGGCGCUUUGUGCUGGGACUUGUCAUGGUAACAAUGGAAACAUACAAUCUGGGAGUGUGCAGAAUCACUGGACCGAAAUCUACUACUUUGUAGAACAUCUAGCUCACAAAUUCAUCAGUCCACAGUUGCGGAUGUCCUUCAUUGUGUUUUCCACUGAGGGAAGGAUCCUAAUGAGCCUGACAGAAGACAGGGAGCGCAUUCGUAAAGGUCUGGAGGAGCUCCAGAGGGUACUCCCUGGGGGAGACACCUUCAUGCAUGAGGGCAUCCUGAGGGCCAGUGAGCAGAUAUACUAUGGAAACACUGAAGGUUAUCGCACUGCCAGCGUCAUCAUAGCUCUGACAGAUGGAGAGCUGCACGAGGAUCUUUUCUUCUACGCCGAGAGAGAGGCCAACCGCUCCCGAAGUCUGGGUGCCUCGGUUUACUGCGUGGGGGUGAAGGACUUCAAUGAGACCCAGCUGGCAAAGAUUGCAGACAGCAAGGACCAUGUCUUCCCUGUAAAUGACGGAUUCGAGGCCUUGCAAGGGGUCAUCGACUCGAUCCUGAAGAAGUCCUGUAUCGAGAUCUUGGCGGCGGAGCCCUCUAGUAUCUGUGCAGGAGAGUCCUUCCAAGUGGUGGUGAGAGGAAACGGCUUCCUCCACGCCCGCAACGUCGACAAGGUUCUGUGCAGCUUCCGCAUCAACGACACCCUCACAAAGAUGGUGAAGCCACUGAUCGUGGAAGAUACAUAUCUCCUCUGCCCUGCACCGAUACUUCAAGACGAGGGGAUGGCAGCGAACCUUUACGUCAGUAUGAACGAAGGUCUCAGUUUCAUCUCCAGUUCGGUCACCAUCACCACCGUGGGCUGCUCUGAUGGGACCAUCCUGGCCAUAGCUCUGCUCAUCCUGAUGCUGCUCCUGGUCUUGGCUCUCCUCUGGUGGUUCUGGCCUCUCUGCUGCACUGUGAUCAUCCAUGAACCCCCACCGCCGGUCGUGGAGGAGAGUUCGGAUGACGAAGACUUUGAAGCCCCUAAGAAGAAAUGGCCGACUGUAGAUGCCUCCUACUAUGGAGGAAGAGGAGUUGGGGGAAUCAAAAGGAUGGAGGUCCGCUGGGGUGAGAAAGGCUCCACCGAAGAAGGAGCAAAGUUGGAAAAGGCCAAAAAUGCCAAAGUGAAGAUGCCCGAGCAGGAAUACGUGGCGCCACCCAUGCGGGUUCUCAACAACGGCAUGCACAAACCCCACGGGCCGCGCAAGUGGUACUCACCCAUCAAGAGCAAACUGGACGCAUUGUGGGUGCUUUUGAGAAAAGGUUACGACCGCGUGUCUGUCAUGAGGCCUCACCCAGGCGACAAGGGCAGGUGCAUGAACUUCACCCGCAUUAAGUCGCCUCCUCCUCAGUACCCACACUACAACCACCAAUCAUCUCCCAUCUACAACCCUCCGCCGGCGCCGCAGUGCAACCUCCCUCCGACCCCCGGCAGCCCUCCAUCAUCUCCGUCUCCAUCUUCAUCUCCAUCUCCAUCUCCAUCGUUUUCCUCCUCCAACCUUCCCCCACUGCCUCCAACGCCCCCUCCCACCUCAAACACUCCCUCGCCUCCCAUCACGCCUCCCAUCACGCCUCCCCCUUACACGCCACCUCCAAAUCGGGCUCUUCCUCCGACCACCCUGCAUAUACCUGCCCCACCGGCGCUCCCACCAUCCCCUCCGCCUCCAGCCUCCCCUACCGGUUCCCUCCCUCCUCCUCCACAGGGACCCCCUCCGGGGCGAGCCCCACCACCUGCCCGUCCUCCGCCUCGCCCUGGCCUGUAGAGCUCUGGCAGACGAUGGGAGAGAGCUUAACAGGAUUU
Larimichthys crocea (large yellow croaker) is the source of this 2403-nucleotide messenger RNA. RefSeq names its product ANTXR cell adhesion molecule 1a (gene antxr1a). The coding region runs from base 338 to 2365 and encodes 675 amino acids. Gene Ontology annotation, cellular component: cell surface; plasma membrane. The record is from RefSeq and is a predicted model, not a curated record. NCBI's taxonomy places the organism in Eukaryota, Metazoa, Chordata, Actinopteri, Sciaenidae. Gene Ontology annotation, molecular function: transmembrane signaling receptor activity. The transcript is spliced from 19 exons.